AUGGGGGAGGGGUAUCAUAACUUCCAUCAUGAGUUUCCGUCUGAUUACCGGAACGCGAUUGCCUGGUACCAGUACGAUCCGACUAAAUGGCUCAUCUGGAUCAUGUCGAAGAUCCCGGUCUUUCCUCUAACAUACGACUUGAAGACUUUCCGCUCGAAUGAGAUUGAGAAAGGUAGACUCCAGCAGCAACAAAAAGCUCUCGACAAGAAGCGAUCGAUGCUCGAUUGGGGUAUGCCACUUGCUCAGUUGCCGGUGAUUAGUUGGGACGACUUCCAGACUCAGGCUUCAGCCAAGGGUGCUGCUUUGGUGGCUAUUGCUGGAGUGAUUCAUGAUGUUUCGCCGUUUAUCGCUGAUCAUCCGGGCGGUAAGACGCUGAUUAAAAGUGCGGUUGGAAAGGACGCUACUGCGGUGUUCAACGGUGGCGUAUAUGAACAUUCAAACGCGGCACAUAAUCUGCUGUCGACAAUGCGUGUUGGCAUAUUGCGAGGCGGACAGGAAGUUGAAGUUUGGAAAACAGGUGGUGAGAGAGACACCAAAGGGCUCGGUGUCGUCAGGGCUGGUGAUCAGAUCACGAGGGUAGCUGCGCCAGCUACGGCAGCCACAGCAGCCUGA
Alternaria viburni is the source of this 612-nucleotide messenger RNA. RefSeq names its product stearoyl-CoA 9-desaturase. Gene Ontology annotation, molecular function: heme binding; stearoyl-CoA 9-desaturase activity; iron ion binding. The transcript has 2 exons. The record is from RefSeq and is a predicted model, not a curated record. Gene Ontology annotation, cellular component: endoplasmic reticulum membrane. Lineage: Eukaryota; Fungi; Ascomycota; Dothideomycetes; Pleosporales; Pleosporaceae. The coding region runs from base 1 to 612 and encodes 203 amino acids. Gene Ontology annotation, biological process: unsaturated fatty acid biosynthetic process.